AUGCUUGUUUCUUCUAAGAUUCUUGGAGGCUCUCGGACUUCAGUAACUCUCAAAACCACAUUGAGAUUCAACAGCUCAUCUACAUCUGCAUUGGCUUAUAAAGCCCUACAUCAUCGCAAGAAGCAACCAAGAUUGCCAACCUUGGACACCCCAAAUUGGUCCGCUCAAGGUGCUGUCUCUUCCAUAUUAUAUGAAACACCUUUACCAUCAAAGUCUCCUAAGAAGCAACAUAUUUUAAAUUGCUUGGUUCAGAAUGAGCCUGGUGUGUUAUCAUUGGUUUCUGGGAUCUUAGCAGCAAGAGGUUUCAACAUUGAUUCUUUAGUUGUGUGUAACACUGACGUCAAAGAUUUGUCAAGGAUGACAAUUAUCUUGAAAGGUCAGGCCAUGGUUAUCGAACAGGCCAUCAAGCAAAUUGAAGACUUGGUACCAGUUUUCGCAGUAUUGGAUUAUUCAAAUGCCGAAAUCAUCAAGCGAGAAUUGUUAUUGACCAGAGUUUCUUUAUUGGGCCCAGAGUACUUCCAAGAUUUCAUAAAACAACACGAAAUUUCAAUAGAAGCUGAAGAAACUUUAUCAGAGCUCGAUAACAAAUACCAUCCAAAGAAUCUCACUCCUUCUGAAAUGUUGAGAAUCAAAAAUCUGUAUUUGACAGCUUUACAAACCUUAACUAAACAAUUUGGCGGUAAAAUUGUUGAUAUAUCCAACAAAAAUUGUAUUAUUGAAUUAACCGGGAAGCCUGAAAGAAUCACCAACUUCUUGAAAUUGAUCAAGCCAUUUGGUAUUCUAGAAGUCGCAAGAUCAGGUAUGAUGGCCUUACCAAGAACUCCUUUAAGCGAAGGGGAAAUGGAAGAAGAAGACACUGCAGUUGAUAUUGGUGUUGAUCUCAGUGAUUUGCCACCUGGUUAG
This is a messenger RNA of Saccharomycopsis crataegensis, 903 nucleotides long. RefSeq names its product acetolactate synthase regulatory subunit. The transcript has a single exon. Gene Ontology annotation, biological process: branched-chain amino acid biosynthetic process. The coding region runs from base 1 to 903 and encodes 300 amino acids. NCBI's taxonomy places the organism in Eukaryota, Fungi, Ascomycota, Saccharomycetes, Ascoideales, Saccharomycopsidaceae. Gene Ontology annotation, cellular component: acetolactate synthase complex; mitochondrial nucleoid. The record is from RefSeq and is a predicted model, not a curated record. Gene Ontology annotation, molecular function: acetolactate synthase regulator activity.